AUGAAGACCUCCAUUCUCCUCGCUGCGGGCUCGCUGAUGGGCGCCGCAAGCGGCGCUGGCGUGCACAAGAUGAAGCUCAAGAAGGUGCCUCUAUCGGAGCAGCUCCAAUACGCCAACUUCCAAGAGCAGGCGAAGGCUCUCGGACAGAAAUACAUGGGCAUCAAGGCCGAGACGCACGCUGAGCAGGUCUUCAAGGCGCCUUACGUCGCUGAUGGAACGCACCCGGUGCCCAUCACCAACUUCUUGAACGCACAGUACUUCUCCGAAGUUUCUCUCGGUACGCCUCCGCAAGACUUCAAGGUCAUCCUCGACACUGGAAGCUCCAACCUUUGGGUUCCGUCGUCUGAAUGCAGCUCGAUCGCUUGCUACCUGCACACCAAGUAUGACUCGUCGGCAUCGUCCACCUACAAGAAGAACGGCUCUUCGUUCGAGAUCCGCUACGGAUCGGGCUCGCUCAGCGGUUUCGUGUCCCAGGACACCUUCCAGAUCGGCGAUCUGAAGGUCAAGAACCAGGACUUUGCUGAGGCUACCUCCGAGCCUGGUCUUGCUUUCGCCUUCGGCAGGUUCGAUGGCAUUCUGGGCUUGGGUUACGACACCAUCAGUGUUAACAAGAUCGUCCCACCAUUCUACAAUAUGUUGGACCAGGGCUUGCUGGAUGAGCCCGUUUUCGCCUUCUACCUCGGAGAUACCAACGACGAGGGCUCCGAAUCCGAGGCAAUCUUCGGUGGUGUCAAUCCGGACCACUACAGCGGCAAGCUCACCAAGAUCCCCUUGAGGCGCAAGGCCUACUGGGAGGUCGACCUCGACGCGAUCACCUUCGGUGACGAGACCGCUGAGAUGGACAACACUGGUGUCAUCCUCGACACCGGUACCUCUCUCAUCGCUCUGCCUUCCACCAUUGCUGAGCUUCUGAACAAGGAGAUAGGCGCGAAGAAGUCUUUCAACGGACAGUACACGGUUGAGUGCGACAAGGUUGCCAGUCUGCCCGACCUUACCUUCACGCUCACUGGCCACAACUUCACUAUCGGCCCUCACGACUACGUUCUCGAGGUACAGGGCUCUUGCAUUUCUGCAUUCAUGGGCAUGGACUUUCCGGAGCCUGUCGGUCCUCUCGCCAUUCUCGGAGACGCCUUCCUCAGGAGGUGGUACUCUGUAUACGACCUCGGCAACAGCGCCGUCGGUCUUGCCAAGGCGAAGUAA
Molecule: messenger RNA, 1200 nt
Organism: Didymosphaeria variabile
Lineage: Eukaryota; Fungi; Ascomycota; Dothideomycetes; Pleosporales; Didymosphaeriaceae
Gene: APR1
Product: aspartic proteinase precursor
Exons: 3
Coding region: 1-1200 (399 amino acids)
Biological process (GO): proteolysis
Cellular component (GO): fungal-type vacuole
Molecular function (GO): aspartic-type endopeptidase activity
Source: RefSeq, a predicted model, not a curated record